Molecule: messenger RNA, 361 nt
Organism: Panicum virgatum (switchgrass)
Lineage: Eukaryota; Viridiplantae; Streptophyta; Magnoliopsida; Poales; Poaceae
Product: insulin-degrading enzyme-like 2
Exons: 2
Coding region: 35-361 (108 amino acids)
Biological process (GO): peptide catabolic process
Cellular component (GO): cytosol; mitochondrion
Molecular function (GO): metalloendopeptidase activity; metal ion binding
Source: RefSeq, a predicted model, not a curated record
GUCUCAAUCCAAUCCAGCAUCUUCAUUGCGAUCGAUGGCGGCAGCGGCGGCGCCCCCGGCGACGGGGAGCAGCAGUAGUGUCGAGUUCAUCCGUGCGCGCAGCGAUGAGCGGGAGUACCGCCGCGUGGUGCUCGCCAACGCGCUCGAGGUCCUUGUCAUCAGCGACCCCGACACUGACAAGGCGGCGGCGUGCAUGGAGGUCGAGGUGGGCUCGUUCAGCGACCCGGAGGGACUCGAGGGCCUCGCGCACUUGCUUGGUGAGUUCACUGCUUCACUACUACUCUCCUUCGAUUUCUGCCAUUGGAGCUUCAAGCUUGGGAAGGAGGGGCUGUUGUGUUCGGCUGCAGUCGCUGGACACUAG